AGGCUCAUAAAUAUCAGCAACACAUAAUUCAACCCACCACGUAGCAUUGUUCCCCACCUUACUCUUUAAGAAAAAAAACCCAAAUGAAAACCAGGUGCAACUUCUCAAACCCUAAAACCCCAAAUUUCGAAAAUUUGACUGGUGGUUUCAGUAGUUAGGGGAAGUAUAUACACACAUACAUCGUUAUGCUUUCUGACAGAGUAUUGAAAAGUAUUUCUCAUUGCACCUGAGAUGGAUUCUGGAAUCCGAGUCUCUGAAGAUGCAGGUCCUUACCUCCCUCUCCGGCAAGACGCCGCCGCUCUCGAUUCCGACGAUGUUCGCUUGAAACAGCUCGGUUACAAGCAAGAGCUCCGCCGCAGCCUCUCGGCGGUGGCGAACUUUUCGGUGACGUUUUCGAUCGUUUCGGUAAUUACUGGGCUGACUACAAUGUACGCAGACGGACUCACUUAUGGUGGGCCUGUCACGAUGAUAUAUGGGUGGCCCAUUGUAGGAGCCCUUACCAUGAUUGUGGGCCUUGCGAUGGCUGAGAUUUGCUCUGCAUAUCCAACCUCAGGUGGGCUUUACUACUGGAGUUCCAAGCUCGGAGGAAAUCAGUGGGGCCCUCUUGCUUCUUGGUUCACUGGCUGGUAAGUUCAAAGUUUUUUUUUUUUUUUUUAGCGCAAUCUAAUAAGUUCAAGUUGAAAAG
This is a messenger RNA of Rubroshorea leprosula, 685 nucleotides long. NCBI's taxonomy places the organism in Eukaryota, Viridiplantae, Streptophyta, Magnoliopsida, Malvales, Dipterocarpaceae. The record is from the annotation of a GenBank genome assembly.